Molecule: messenger RNA, 1462 nt
Organism: Lates calcarifer (barramundi perch)
Lineage: Eukaryota; Metazoa; Chordata; Actinopteri; Centropomidae
Gene: tmx2a
Product: thioredoxin-related transmembrane protein 2a
Exons: 8
Coding region: 91-1014 (307 amino acids)
Biological process (GO): brain development
Cellular component (GO): membrane-bounded organelle
Molecular function (GO): disulfide oxidoreductase activity
Source: RefSeq, a predicted model, not a curated record
CGCAGUUGAAAGCAGUAAGCACGUCCAGUCAGCUCCUUCAGCUGACAUUUCUCCUCUACCCCCGCGGUGUUGGCUGUCGCCUCUGCCAACAUGGGUCUUAUCACAGGAGUCUGCACCUUCUUGUACCACUUACCUCAGAUUUACAAAUGGCUGCUGAAACCGUAUUAUAUCACCUCGUUCUUCAUGACCGUCGCCUUCCUGGUGGUCCGAAAAGUUCCCGGUCUGUGCGAGCACCUGGCGACCCAGCGGGAGGACGGUAACUCCUGCGACUUUGACUGGAGAGAGCUGGAGAUUCUCAUGUUUCUUAGUGCCAUAGUGAUGAUGAAGAACAGGAGAGCCAUCACACUGGAGCAGCACAUAGGCAACUUGUUCCUGUUUAGCAAAGUGGCCAACGUCAUUCUCUUCUUCAGGCUGGACAUUCGGCUCGGCAUCCUUUACCUCGCGUUGUGUGUCGCAUUUGUCAUGACCUGUAAGCCACCUCUCUACAUGGGCCCAGAGUACAUCAAGUACUUCAGUGAUAAGACCAUAGACGAGGAGCUGCAGAGGGACAGUCGAGUCACCUGGAUUGUCGAAUUCUACGCCAACUGGUCGUCUGAAUGUCAGUCCUUCGCUCCUGUCUUUGCCGACCUUUCUCUCAAGUACAACUGUGCUGGACUCAGGUUUGGGAAGGUGGACAUCGGACGCUACGGAGAGGUUUCAGAGAGGUACAAGGUUAGUACCUCCCCUCUGGCCAAGCAGCUGCCCUCACUGCUGCUCUUUCAAGGAGGGCGGGAGCUGAUGAGACGUCCAAUGGUGGACAAUAAAGGGAGAGCUGUGUCUUGGACCUUCAAUGAGGAGAACAUCAUCCGAGAGUUUAACCUCAACGAGCUCUUCCAGAAAUCCAAGAAACUGAACAAAAGCCGCAGCUUGAAGGGAGAGGAGCAGAACGGCUUUCAGCCAGAGGAGGGUGCCGAUGAGCUUCCUGAGGACACUGACGCCCCACAGCAGCCCACAGAGAGCAAGAAAGACCAGUGAGGAGAGGAGGAUGAUUUGGGCGGGGGGGUGUGAAGUCUCUCCUUUUCUUCCGACAUUGCCAUGCCUUACAUUAUUGCUUAAAUCCAGAGUAUUAAGGAACUGGAGAGAAGACAACACUAGAUGUCACCAAAAAAAAAGCCUGGGCCACAUUUCUCUGGUCUGACUGGGUAUGAUGCAGUGUGGGUUUGAACGCAGCCACGCAAAAGAUCAAGUGAUGAUUUGGGGACGUUUUAUUACAGACCUUAAAUUAUUUGAUAACAAAUGCCUUUUUUUUGUAAUGAUUGUUUUUUGGCUACUUUCAGCAACAUCUCAUCACUCUGUGCAAUGUUUUGCUGCCUGUAUUUUGCAACUAGUGUGUUUACUGAUGUCGCAUAUUUGAAAAACCAAAGUAGAAGGUGAGAAGUGAAUCUGAAAUAAAAGAGAUUCAAAGAUUCAUGACACAAAAAAA